UGACUUUGUCAGCGGGUGGCGGCGAUGCUGCUGCUAUUGCCGCCGCCGCCCGUGGGAAGGAAGCAGGCGGCCGUUACCCCCGCCGGCAUGACCAGCCACCGAGCCACCCAGCAGCCACCGCAGCCCCGCCCGCGGCAGCACUAGGACUCCUCUGCCGAGCCCCGGGGUCUGCCGCUGCCGGCGGAGGGAGCGGGGCGGAUUACCCCUACCCCGCUGUGUGAGGGGCCGGAACAACCGGUCCGGCCCGCGGCUCGCAGCGCUGAGGCAGCCUCUUCUGCCGGUCUCCGCGCCCCCGUUUCACCUGCGCAGCGGGGAAGGGAGCCCCCGAGCCCCAGCGAGCCGCUCCCCUCCCCUGCGCGGUGCUGUGUUUACCGCUACUGCAGCCCCAGACCCAGCGCCCAUUGGGAGCCCCCGCCCUUCCGAUAGCACCUUCGUGUACUAGCCACUCGCGUCAGCUUCCCUCACACCAACCGGCCUCCCGAGCCCCCGCCGGUCAGCUCCUGCUGUCAGACACUCCCUCCGCUCCGGCCCCAGCCUCUUCCCGCCGCCGGCGGCUCGCCUGAGGCCCUCUCCCUUGGCUGGCCCCGCUGUGCGCCUCAUGGGAGUCUGCUCCCUCCCGCUGGGAAGUGCUGCCGCCGCCGCUGGCUGCUGCUGGGCUUAGGAGGCAGCAGCCCCUGUCCAGGAGGAGGAUGUCACUGGUCGGGAAGGCGCUGCGGGUCUCCAAUCGCUCCAUCCUCGCCUUUAUCUUCUUCUUUUCCUUCUCCUCAUCGUGCCUCUACUUCAUCUACGUGGCCCCUGGGAUAGCAAACACCUAUCUCUUUAUGGUGCAAGCUCGAGGCAUAAUGUUGAGAGAAAACGUGAAAACAAUAGGACAUCUGAUCAGAUUGUACACUAAUAAAAAUGCUACUGUGAAUGGCACAGAUUAUCCUGAAGGCAACAAUUCCAGUGACUACCUUGCUCAAACAACAAUGUAUCUUCCAGAAAAUUUCACAUAUUCUCCUUACCAGGCUUGUCCAGAAAAGCUGCCUUACAUGAGAGGCCUUAUCAGCAUCAACAUGAGUGAAAUUAGUUUUGAUGAAAUUCAGGAAGUAUUUUCAAAGGAUUUAGACAUUGAGCCAGGUGGUCAUUGGAAACCAAAAGAUUGUAAACCACGAUGGAAGGUGGCAAUCCUCAUUCCUUUUCGCAAUCGCCAUGAACAUCUUCCAAUUUUUUUCCGGCACCUCAUACCUAUGUUACAGAAGCAACGGUUGGAAUUUGCCUUUUAUGUUGUUGAACAGAGUGGUACACAACCUUUUAACCGUGCAAUGCUCUUUAAUGUUGGCUUCAAAGAGGCUAUGAAGGAUGUUGCCUGGGACUGUGUAAUUUUUCAUGAUGUGGAUCAUUUACCUGAAAAUGACCGAAAUUAUUAUGGAUGUGGAGAGAUGCCACGUCAUUUUGCAGCAAAGCUGGACAAAUACAUGUACAUUCUUCCAUACAAUGAGUUCUUUGGUGGUGUAAGUGGACUGACAGUGGAACAAUUCAAAAAGAUCAAUGGAUUUCCGAAUGCUUUCUGGGGAUGGGGAGGAGAAGAUGACGACCUUUGGAAUAGGGUUCAUUAUGCUGGAUACAAUGUAACAAGACCAGAGGGAGACCUAGGGAAGUACAAGUCCAUUCCUCAUCAUCACAGAGGUGAAGUCCAAUUUUUAGGACGGUAUAAACUCCUGAGGUAUUCCAAAGAGCGUCAGUACAUUGAUGGGUUGAACAAUUUAAUAUAUACUCCUAAAAUACUCAUCAGUAGAUUUUAUAAAAAUAUAACUGUAAAUCUCAUACCAGAGCUAGCUCCUGUUAGAGACUAUUGAUGGAAGUGGAGUGGCAAGCUACACUCCUGGAGUUAAGACUUGUAACACUGGAAAAUACAAAUUAAAGACCUAUUAAAAGACUUUAAAUUAGAUCUUUUUGACUAUUUGGUGAAGGAUGUUUAGGAAGAGAAGACAAAUGACUGCAUGUGUUACCAUGCAUUCUAUUAUGAAAAGAAAUGCCAGCAGCUACUACUCAGUGUUUACAGCAUGGGACUACUAUAUUUAAGCCUUGUUUCACCAUAUUCUCUAUCUUAAGCCACUCAACAAUAUAUACUGCAGAAAACAGAUCUGUAGCUUGUUUGGAAGGCCUUUUCUCCCAGGAAAUUUUUAUAGUUAAAAACUGUAACUUAAAUGAAUGCUUUUUGUUUCCUUUUUAAAAUGUGUUUUGUAAAUAUAUGAUGUAAAUUAAUGUGCUCAAAUAGCUUUUUAAAUAUGGUAAAUUAUGCUUCAGUAUGUAUUUAGGUAUAUUACUGUUUUCCUUCUGUGUUCAGUAGCAUGAAAGAACAAAUGUAAAUAUUUGUGUUUAAACAAAGUUUAUAUCUUGUAUGAAAUGAUGGAACUAUCAGUAAUUGAUGGCCAGCUAUGACUGUAAACUGUUAUACAAGUUUUGAGCUUUAGACCUGCUGCAUAUCUGUAUAGAAGAAUUAAUUUAACAUGUAAACUUGCUAGGAAGAAAGCUUUUAAUUUUACUUAUUACUAGUAAAAUCCUAUGAUUCCCUGCUUGCCAUCUAAAUCAUAGUUUAUGCAUAUUGCAUGUGCAUUUUAGAAAAAUCUUAAGGUUGUUGCAUAUCAUGAUAUACAGGAACUCUUACUUUAAUUGUCUCCGUAUGUGCCACUAGUGUCAAUGUCAGGGAUUUUAUGCCUAAAACAGUUUGUUCAAGUCUGUGUAUUGUAGUUUGGUAGUAUCUUCUUUUUUUAUUCCUAGUAAACAGCACUUUUAUUCCUCAAGAAUCAGAAGAGCCAAAAAUGUAUCUUCACUGGAAGACAAAUGUUAAAGUUAAUUUUUUAAAGAAUUGAUAGCAAAAUAUAUUCCUAAACUUUGUAGGGUGGGAUUUUUAAAAGCACACUGUUGGCCUAGCUGCUCCAUUGAUUAUGAUAGGAUCAAUGGGACAAGAAUUAAGCCAGUACUGAGUGCUUUUGAAAAUCUCCCCGUAAUAUAUUAAUCAGCAUAGAUAUUAAGGGCCUAAUCCUUUGAAGUGCU
Gopherus flavomarginatus (Mexican gopher tortoise) is the source of this 3039-nucleotide messenger RNA. RefSeq names its product beta-1,4-galactosyltransferase 6 (gene B4GALT6). The coding region runs from base 690 to 1838 and encodes 382 amino acids. Gene Ontology annotation, biological process: glycosphingolipid biosynthetic process; carbohydrate metabolic process. The transcript has 9 exons. Gene Ontology annotation, molecular function: UDP-galactose:glucosylceramide beta-1,4-galactosyltransferase activity. The record is from RefSeq and is a predicted model, not a curated record. NCBI's taxonomy places the organism in Eukaryota, Metazoa, Chordata, Testudines, Testudinidae.